CUCGUACGAAUGUACGGAGGGCUUUUGCCCUAGCUGCCGAGCUCCAAGAGCUCGAUGGAAGAUCGAUCUGCUGCCGACGCCGCCGUGAUGGAGCGCGGCAAGAAGAUCGGCAGCACUGGCGUCGGCGGCGGCGCGCUCGUCAGUGGCAGCGGCAAACGCGCAUUCGGCACUGUUCUUGCGGCGCUCAUCCUGUGCCUCAUCGGGAUCAUGGCAUUCUCGAUCCGCCUCUUCUCGGUUAUCAAGUACGAGAGUGUCAUCCACGAAUUCGAUCCGUAUUUUAACUAUCGGGUCACGAAGUACCUUACAAAGGCUGGAAUCUACGAGUUUUGGAACUGGUUUGACGAUCGGACUUGGUAUCCACUUGGCCGUGUCAUAGGCGGCACAGUGUACCCCGGGCUCACGAUAACAGCGGGAACAAUGUGGUGGAUCUUAAACGCAUUCAACAUCCCUCUGUCUGUUGAGACAGUCUGUGUGUUCACGGCUCCCAUUUUCUCAUCGUUUGCGGCAUGGGCGACAUACUUGCUAACUAGCGAAGUCAAAGGACGAGGUGCUGGCCUAACAGCUGCUGCACUUCUCGCAAUGGUCCCGUCCUACAUCUCUCGGUCUGUAGCGGGAAGUUAUGACAAUGAAGCGGUUGCUAUCUUUGCUUUGAUAUUCACAUUUUACCUUUACGUUAAGACGCUGAAUACAGGAUCUCUUUUCUAUGCAACGCUCAAUGCCCUUGCCUAUUUCUACAUGGUUUGUUCCUGGGGAGGUUAUACGUUUAUCAUCAAUUUGAUUCCGAUGCAUGUCCUCCUAUGUAUUGUGACUGGGAGAUACUCAUCACGGUUGUAUAUAGCAUAUGCACCUUUGGUUAUACUCGGAACACUUCUGGCCGCCUUGGUUCCUGUUGUUGGCUUCAACGCUGUUAUGACGUCUGAGCAUUUUGCGUCCUUCUUGGUUUUUGUAAUUAUCCACGUAGCAGCUCUUGCACACUACAUUAAACGAGUACUAAGCCCCAAACAAUAUAGCACAGCGGUGUCAUUUGUUAUCACUUUUGGCAUGGCGGGAGCUGCUGCUUUAAUAGCAAUACUGGCCGCAAUGGUAGCUGCGAGUCCCACGAAAGGCUGGAGUGGGAGAAGCUUGAGUCUACUUGAUCCGACUUAUGCGAGCAAGUACAUUCCUAUAAUAGCCAGUGUCAGUGAACAUCAGCCGCCGACAUGGCCAUCCUACUUUAUGGAUAUCAAUGUGCUCGCUUUUCUCGUUCCAGCUGGUAUUAUCGCAUGUUUUCUUCCUCUUUCCGACUCGAGCUCGUUCGUCGUGCUGUACCUGGUGACUUCAGUCUACUUUUCUGGUGUCAUGGUGCGGCUGAUGCUUGUGCUGGCUCCAGCAGCUUGUGUUCUAUCAGGAAUUGCCUUGUCGGAGGCAUUCGCCGUCCUCACUAGAUCGAUCAAAUAUCAAGACUUAUCGGAGAGCGCUGCAGUAGACAGCACUGCAACACUGAACAGCACGAAUGAAAACGAAGCUAGCGUUAAGGAAGUGAAGGACAAGGCGCCGAAGAGAGGCAAAAAGAAAACUGUGGAGAAAGAAGUGGAGAAAAAGCGAAAGAGGCUUCUUGGCUUGCCCAUGGAAGCAUCUGCCGUGGGCAUUCUUCUUCUCAUUAUAAUGGGGAGUUUCUAUGUGGUGCAUUGUGUUUGGGCUGCAGCAGAAGCAUACUCUGCGCCGUCAAUAGUUCUGACAUCACAGACUCCUGACGGUGGUUUACACGUUUUUGACGACUUCCGUGAAGCAUAUGCCUGGCUCAACCACAAUACGGGCGAGGAUGACAAGGUGGCGUCGUGGUGGGAUUAUGGCUAUCAAACGACAGCAAUGGCAAACAGGACUGUCAUUGUAGACAACAACACAUGGAACAAUACGCACAUAGCCACCGUGGGAACAGCAAUGUCUUCACCGGAGCGACAAGCUUGGGAGAUUUUCCAGUCACUGGAUGUCAAAUACGUCUUCGUGAUUUUCGGAGGUCUGGUGGGAUAUCCAAGCGAUGAUAUCAACAAGUUUUUGUGGAUGGUGCGGAUAGGGGGAGGGGUUUUCCCGCAUAUUAGGGAGCCUGACUAUCUCAGAGAUGGUCAUUACCGCAUUGACUCUCAGGCAACGCCAACGAUGCUAAACUGUCUCAUGUAUAAGCUCUCGUACUACCGAUUUGCGGAGGCGGAUGGUAAAGGAUACGAUAGAGUAAGAAGAACCGAGAUUGGGAAGAAGUACUUCAAGCUGAACUACUUCGAGGAGGUGUUCACGACGCAACACUGGAUGGUGCGCAUCUACAAGCUCAAACCUCCUCGGAACCUGGUGUCUGCUGUCAAGUCCAAGAAAAGGACGCAAAAGAAGAAGACAACACGCUGAAAUAAGUAGAGGAGCGAAUUUUUGCAGGCAAAGACUUUGGAAACUAAAUCUAAACUUGAAUCAGCUAAUUUAUCCAUACUCCACUCUCCCAUGAUGGUGAUUUGGAA
This is a messenger RNA of Selaginella moellendorffii, 2483 nucleotides long. Its product is annotated as dolichyl-diphosphooligosaccharide--protein glycosyltransferase subunit STT3A. Lineage: Eukaryota; Viridiplantae; Streptophyta; Lycopodiopsida; Selaginellales; Selaginellaceae. The record is from RefSeq and is a predicted model, not a curated record. The transcript has 23 exons. Bases 55 to 2376 code for a protein of 773 amino acids. Gene Ontology annotation, molecular function: oligosaccharyl transferase activity. Gene Ontology annotation, cellular component: membrane.